AUUUUUUUAUAAAAUAAUGACAUCAGUAAACAAUACUAGUACUAAACAGCUAACUGUCCUGGUGACACCGGGUGUGUUUGUCGGUCCGCUAAUGUCGGCCAUCGGUAUCGGCGAAGUGUUGCGCGACAGUGGCCGCUAUCGGGUAAUAUUUGCCGUUAAGGCCGACUGGCGGGACAAACUGGUCAAUUUGAAUUUUGAAGUAGAACUGAUUGGUGGGGAACAGGUAGAUAAAGAUAGUGUAAAAGCCAAUGUCGAGUCGGCACAGUUGCUUAUUGGCAAUGAAAGUCUAUUGGAUAAAGCAAUGAAAACGUUUGACGUUUUGAAAGGAUGGAUACCUGAACUGGAAGUUAAUGAGCCCUACUAUAGGGAUAUUAUUGAUCGGGUCGGACCCGAUUGUAUACUAUGCGAACAUUUUACAAUGUCGCCAUCGAUUAUCAACUCCCGGUGCCCGACAGUGUUUUUUCAUACAAACAAUGCAUUGUCAAUGGAUAUGCUUAUCGAUGAUCCUCGAUUGCCGCCAUCACAAUUAGGACUGUCACUUAAUAGUGAUAAACAAUUGUGGAAAGAGUAUAGAAAUCAACUGAAUCAAGCAAAACAAAAAUCGUUAACUGAGUGGCACAGUUGGCUUCAAUCGCAUGGAUGUCCGCCAAUGAAAGAAACACAAAUUUUCUAUCCGUCUCCCUAUGCUAACCUGUAUUUGGCACCUAAAGAGCUCGACUACACCGAUAUUAGGCCAUUGCCCGACAAUUACUAUCAGUUUGACUAUUUUAAGCGCACAGCCAAUGAUGAUAUGUUUGAACUACCGGAGCAAUUGAAACAUAAAUCAGGAAAAUUAGUUUACCUGUCGUUGGGAUCGAUAGGCAGUUCAGACGUUGAUCUAAUGAAACGUUUGGUCGGUAUGUUAGCCAACUCAGAGCACCGGUUUAUUGUAUCGAAAGGUGUCAAUCAUGACAAGUAUGAGUUGGUGGACAACAUGUGGGGCGAGAGAUUUGUCCCGCAGAUAAAGGUGUUACCAAUAGUCGAUCUAUUCAUAACACACGGCGGCAAUAACUCUACCACCGAAUCCAUGUAUUUCGGUAAACCUAUGAUAGUGUGUCCGAUAUUUGUGGAUCAGUUCGAUAACGCACAGAUAGUCGAGGACAGGGGUUACGGUAUACGACUCAAUCCAUACGAGUGCUCUGAACAACAAUUAUUGCAAUCAAUUAAUAAGUUAUUAAAUGACACAAAAUUAGCCGAAAAGUUGGCAAAAGCAUCAAAAAGAAUACAAACUGAUAAACAAAUUGAAAAAAUACCGGAACUUAUUGAUAGAUUAGUCAAAAAUAUUUAA
Molecule: messenger RNA, 1327 nt
Organism: Oppia nitens
Lineage: Eukaryota; Metazoa; Arthropoda; Arachnida; Sarcoptiformes; Oppiidae
Product: oleandomycin glycosyltransferase-like
Exons: 2
Coding region: 17-1327 (436 amino acids)
Molecular function (GO): UDP-glycosyltransferase activity
Source: RefSeq, a predicted model, not a curated record